CGAAUUUUUCGAAAAAUCGGCGGAAGGAGCCGCCGCGCCGACGUAAAAAGGGGUAAACGACCUCGAGCUGGACGUAGGCGCGGAGGCGGGGCGUCUUUCCCGCCGAAAGAAAGAGGCUUUCCGAGAAGUUCAUCCGGGUAUCGGCCGACUUUCCGACGUAAAUAGCGGGCAGAAAAGAAAAAAGAGAGAGACAUUCCGCGCGGACGGAACCACUUCCGAGCCGGGGCGGAGCUAAACCGGAGGAGGAGAGGCCGGACCGGAAGCGGGAAAGGUGCCUCCCACCCGAGACGACGGAAGUCGGACGCCCGUGCAGAGGGCGCUCCACCCCGACAGAAGUGGGAGAGUCCGGCGAGAUUCAGCUGACAGCGAGAGUAUCGUCGGGCGAGUCGGCGUAGGGAUGAGGGAAGUGUGAGAAGCGCGCGCCAUCACGGUUCUUUGUCUCGGCCAUGACACCGAAGGGCCCGUCUCCGGUUUCGGGGCCGGCGUGGGCCGCGGCCCGCUAGCCGACGGAGCGGUGGAGAGGCGGCCGAGAGGACGAGACGGCGGAGCAGCGCCCGCACCCGGACCGCCGCUCUGAGAUGCUCAGAUACCUGACCCAUAAACUCCGCACUCAGUCGCUCAACGAAGGCGAUCCGCCGCAUUCCAAGGUUGAUGACGAUCAUGAUUCAGGUACAGAAUCUGAUGAUGAAGGUGGAGAUGUUGAUGAAUUUGAAAAGUUUCAAACUGUGAAUGAAAGCUGGUCCAGUGUAUAUUUAGAUGAGACAAGGGUGAAUGAGAAUCACAUUGUAUCAAAAUGCUGGCAAGACAGUGUGCCUAAUUUGAAAGUCUUGAUUGGAAAAAGUAGAUAAUUGAUGAUUCUUCAUGCUAGAAAUGAAAAUGGUUUUAUUUCCAACAUCCAGUUUGUUUUUGUUUCCAAAGACAAUGCCCCAGACUACCACAAAGAAACUGAUGCAGAUUUGUUUCUGAAAUUGUUUAAGAAUCAACUUAUUCUCAACAUUCCAGAAAAAUCAUACAUUUUUAUGGAAUGUUACAAUGCUUCAUAUCACAGUCAUCAACUGGAGAGACCUCUGUCCAGCAAUAGUCAAUAACAAGAAAUGACUGGCUAAUUCAGCAUAGAAUUUUAUUUCCUGGUGAACCAUAGAGCCGAGCUUUAUGAAAUAAUUAAAAUGCAUAAGAACUCCAGAGUAUGGUAUGAGAUUGAUGAAGAGGCAGCAUCCAGAGCCCAUACAGUUAUUCACUUGCCUUCCUAUCAUUGCAAAUUUAAUCCCAUUGAAUUCAAAUGGGCUCAGUUAAAAGCAUACAUCACUCAACAUAACACCACAUUUAAAUUGGCAGAUUAAAAGUAGUGGACAAUGUUUUUGCAUCCAUAACUAAAGAAAACUGGAUAGCAGCAAUUCAUCAUGUAGAAAAAAU
Messenger RNA from Centruroides sculpturatus (bark scorpion), 1413 nucleotides. RefSeq lists its product as uncharacterized. NCBI's taxonomy places the organism in Eukaryota, Metazoa, Arthropoda, Arachnida, Scorpiones, Buthidae. The record is from RefSeq and is a predicted model, not a curated record. The transcript is spliced from 3 exons. Bases 579 to 848 code for a protein of 89 amino acids.